AAACUGAAGCAGCACUAGAACGGGAGGGGGGAGUGUGACGAUGAAAUUGUCCACGGGCCACGGCACCAACAGGUAAGAAAAACAUUUUCAAUCGAAGCCGUUCAUGACUCGAGAUUGCAAAAUUGCAAUAAAAUCCACACACACAAAGACGGCGCCAAGUUCAAUCCCUGGAUAAGGUUACUUUUCUUACACUCUCCUCCUUCCUCAAAUCCUCUCUCUCUCUCUCCCUCCCUCUCUCCCUUCAACAACACACCCUCUCUUCUUUUCUCCACGUAACGAGAAAAAGAGAGAAGAGACUCGUUGAGAUUGAGAUAAAACCCUAACAAUGGCCACACUUCAAGCUUCCCUUCUCUCCAAACCUUCUCUUCCAUUCCCAUUCACAUUCUCAUUUCUCUCUCCCAACCACUCCCCGUUCUCCAUUCACCACCUUCCCUUCCACCCUACGCGCCGCGUUCCCUCCACACUCCUCUGCACCUUCCGCCCAGACAGCGUAACUUCCCGGUCCGAACCCAAUCCCUCUGAACCGGAACCCGGUUCAGCCGAUAACGAACCCAAGGCCAGCGCGGGUAUAAAUUCGACGGAAGAAGGUGCAGUUGCGGAUUCAGAUUCAAACGAGUCGUGUUUGGAAGGUGCCGAAAGCCCCGAAACUGUGGUGAGGAGUGACGUGGAUUUAGAGAGCGCAGGAAAGAGUGCGAAUUUGGCUGCGAAUGAGGUUUCUAGAUUUCCGGUAGUGGUGUUCUUCCUGGGACUGUGGGUGAGGGUGAGAGAAGGUGUGAAGAAGGCUUUGUCGGAGUUCCUUGAUUGGUGGCCGUUUUGGCGGCAGGAGAAACGCUUGGCGCGGUUGAUCGCCGAGGCCGACGCGAAUCCGCAAGAUGCUGCCAAACAGAGUGCUCUGUUUGUUGAGCUCAAUAAGCACAGCCCUGAGUCUGUCAUCAAGAGAUUUGAACAAAGGGAUCGAGCCGUGGAUAGUAGAGGGGUUGCAGAAUAUCUUCGAGCUCUAGUGGUCACCAAUGCUAUUGCUGAAUAUCUUCCAGAUGAGGAAACUGGAAAACCUUCUAGCCUUCCUAUCCUGUUGCAAGAGUUGAAGCAGCGUGCAUCAGUUAACUCAGAUGAGACUUUUCUUAGCCCUGGGAUAUCUGAGAAGCAGCCAUUACAUGUGGUUAUGGUUGAUCCAAAAGUAUCAAACAAAUCACGUUUCGCACAAGAACUCAUCUCAACUAUUUUGUUUACAAUUGCUGUGGGGUUGGUCUGGUUUAUGGGUGCUGCUGCACUUCAAAAAUACAUUGGAAGCUUGGGUGGGAUUGGAACUUCAGGUGUUGGCUCAAGUUCUUCCUAUGCCCCAAAGGAGCUAAAUAAGGAAGUGAUGCCAGAAAAGAAUGUAAAAACAUUUAAGGAUGUAAAAGGUUGUGAUGAUGCAAAGCAAGAACUUGAGGAAGUUGUAGAGUACCUAAAAAAUCCGUCUAAGUUUACACGCCUUGGGGGAAAAUUGCCAAAGGGGAUUCUUUUAACAGGAGCACCUGGAACCGGAAAAACUCUACUAGCCAAGGCUAUUGCUGGCGAAGCUGGUGUUCCUUUUUUCUAUCGGGCAGGCUCUGAAUUUGAGGAGAUGUUUGUGGGAGUUGGUGCUCGACGUGUAAGAUCCUUAUUUCAAGCAGCCAAAAAAAAGGCUCCCUGUAUUAUUUUCAUUGACGAAAUUGAUGCUGUUGGAUCAACAAGGAAACAAUGGGAGGGCCAUACGAAGAAGACAUUGCAUCAGCUACUUGUUGAAAUGGAUGGGUUUGAGCAGAAUGAGGGAAUAAUAUUAAUGGCUGCAACAAACUUGCCUGAUAUUCUUGAUCCAGCUUUAACGAGGCCUGGUAGAUUUGACCGGCAUAUUGUUGUACCAAAUCCAGAUGUACGUGGUCGGCAAGAAAUAUUGGAACUCUAUCUGCAAGAUAAACCUAUAUCUGAUGAUGUAGAUAUUAAAGCAAUAGCUCGUGGUACCCCAGGGUUCAAUGGGGCAGAUCUUGCGAACUUGGUAAAUGUUGCUGCCAUCAAAGCUGCAGUGGAAGGUGCAGAGAAAGUAACAGCUGCACAGUUGGAGUUUGCAAAAGACAGAAUAAUUAUGGGUACUGAGCGGAAAACAAUGUUUAUAUCAGAAGAGUCAAAGAAGCUUACUGCUUAUCAUGAGGGUGGCCAUGCAAUUGUUGCCCUUAACACAGAGGGUGCGCAUCCAAUUCACAAGGCAACAAUCAUGCCACGUGGAUCUGCUUUAGGAAUGGUCACUCAGCUCCCCUCAAGUGAUGAGACAUCAGUAAGCAAGAAGCAGUUGUUAGCUCGCCUUGAUGUUUGUAUGGGAGGAAGAGUUGCAGAAGAGCUUAUCUUUGGUCAGGAUUAUGUUACAACUGGAGCAAGCAGUGAUCUCCACACUGCUACUGAACUUGCUCAAUACAUGGUAUCAAAUUGUGGGAUGAGUGAUGCCAUUGGGCCAGUUCAUAUAAAAGAGCGACCAAGUUCUGAAAUGCAGUCACGUAUUGAUGCAGAGGUUGUGAAACUCCUUCGAGAAGCAUAUGAUCGGGUGAAAACCCUUUUGAAGAAGCAUGAGAAGGCAUUACAUGCACUGGCAAAUGCAUUAUUAGAGUAUGAGACACUUAGUGCAGAAGAAAUCAGGCGAAUACUUCUCCCAUAUCGGGAAGGGAGACUGCCAGAGCAGCAGGAACAAGAAGAAGCAGAAGGGGAGCUUGUGCUGGUGUAACUUUUCUCUCCACUUCCUGUCUAUUACUGUACUAAUUAUGGGGGAAGCUCUGUACAGUAUACCUAGAAGCCCUACAGGUAUUUUUCUUAAACUAGUUUCUCAAGUUCCCCUCCUUUGUGCAUGCUAAUCUUAUCAUAAGAUGCAUAUACGAAGAAAGAUACACACCGCCGGCAUCUCUGAAGCAACUAGUCCUGCUUACAUUGACAAAGGUCAGCUAUUAGAGUAUGAUCGGUCUUGCUGAGGGGAAUAUUUUUUUGUCCAAAACUGUGUAAUUGGUAGGAAUUGAACAUUUUCAGAAAUUGUGUUCAAUAGCCUGUGCAUUCAUUUUUUUUUAAAGAAUUUCUUGUUCAUUGAGACCCAAGUGUCUGUUGGCAAGGUUAAAUUGUCAAUGAAAGGGAAGCCAUAAAUAAAACACAACUGUGCAGGAGUAUUAACGUUGCUCAAACCCAAGCUCCUAAAACCUGACCUCGAUUAUUGAUGGUGGAUCUGCACUUUGAAAAUGGAUAAUCUUUGAAUGAGCUUGGGAAAUAGUCACUAUGUUGAGUGAAAUCGCUUUUUGUUAGCAUAGAAAAAUCCAGUGACCUUGUGGAGUAUGUUACGAGACCCAACAAGCCUGUCACUCUCAAGACUAGAGAUGACUGAUAGCAACCUUGCAUAAGCUGUCCAGCAUAUACCCCAUGAAUUUAUUUAAAACAGCGAGUAAUGGAUGAGUGUUACAAAUAAUAGAUCAUGAGACGAGGUGUAUCUACCCUUGAUUUAAUAUAAAGUACAUUGUGAUAUUAACUAAAAUUCAGGAUACAUCAACAUGUAUGGAAAAAAGUUUAUAUUUGGGAGGGGAAUAUUU
Molecule: messenger RNA, 3578 nt
Organism: Abrus precatorius (Indian licorice)
Lineage: Eukaryota; Viridiplantae; Streptophyta; Magnoliopsida; Fabales; Fabaceae
Product: ATP-dependent zinc metalloprotease FTSH 11, chloroplastic/mitochondrial-like
Exons: 17
Coding region: 326-2734 (802 amino acids)
Biological process (GO): proteolysis
Cellular component (GO): chloroplast thylakoid; membrane
Molecular function (GO): metalloendopeptidase activity; ATP hydrolysis activity; ATP-dependent peptidase activity
Source: RefSeq, a predicted model, not a curated record